UACAGUUUGUAAACAAUAUAUUAGAAAGUCGUGACAAUAAAUAAUUUUAUAAUGAAUAAUGAAGGGAACGUUUUUAGAUAAAAUUAUGAAAAUAGUAUUUAGAAUUUAAGAAUUUCAUUUCCGUAGUUUUAUCGUCGAAUGUAGCGAACAGUAAUAUACUUUAUACCAAUUCAUGCAAUACGUAAAUAUAUCGUAAUGUAUUUAAUACUUUUUAUUACUUUGUGCGUCUGCCAAAUAAAUUACGCUUUGGAGAUGCCGGAAAAAUUCGUAAAGACUGGUCAUUCAAACAACUGGGCGGUGUUAGUUGACACCUCGCGGUUUUGGUUCAACUAUCGACACGUUGCGAAUGUAUUAUCGAUAUAUCGCAGCGUGAAACGUUUGGGAAUACCAGACUCGCAAAUUAUUCUGAUGAUAGCAGACGACAUGGCAUGCAAUCCGAGAAACCCUAGGCCAGCUACUGUGUUCAAUAAUGUCAAGCAACAUAUUAACGUUUACGGAGACGACGUAGAGGUAGAUUAUAGAGGCUAUGAAGUUACGGUAGAAAAUUUUGUGAGAUUGUUAACCGGAAGGUUAAUGCCGGAAACACCAAGAUCCAAGAAAUUACUGACAGACGAAGGGUCUAAUAUUUUGAUCUACCUAACCGGUCAUGGUGGGAACGGAUUCUUGAAGUUCCAAGACUCCGAGGAAAUCACUAGUCAAGAACUCGGAGAUGCAUUGGAACAAAUGUGGCAGAAACGAAGAUACCAUGAAAUUUUAUUCAUAGUCGACACUUGCCAGGCAAGUUCAAUGUAUCAGAAGUUUUAUUCCCCAAAUAUCUUGGCAGUUGCAUCUAGUCUGGUGGGAGAAGAUUCACUUUCUCAUCACUUGGAUCCUUCUAUCGGUGUUUACAUUAUAGAUAGGUACACAUAUCAUGUAUUGAAUUUUCUAGAGAAUGUAGAACCUUCUAGUACCAAAACUUUAGGAGAAUUUCUCAAAGUAUGUCCAAAGCAUUAUUGCUUAUCGACGGUCGGAGUAAGAAAGGAUUUAUUCAGAAGGGAUCCUGAUAAAGUACCAGUCACAGAUUUCUUUGGGUCACUGAGGCCCGUAGAAUUAACCACAAGUAUAAUGAUCAUUAAGCCUCGUUAGGUAUAGGUAAAAUAAAACCGGCAGGAGAAUAUUUUUAAG
Colletes gigas is the source of this 1164-nucleotide messenger RNA. It is a transcript of the gene PIG-K, whose product is annotated as putative GPI-anchor transamidase. The record is from RefSeq and is a predicted model, not a curated record. The transcript has 4 exons. Gene Ontology annotation, cellular component: GPI-anchor transamidase complex. Gene Ontology annotation, molecular function: GPI-anchor transamidase activity. The coding region runs from base 196 to 1125 and encodes 309 amino acids. NCBI's taxonomy places the organism in Eukaryota, Metazoa, Arthropoda, Insecta, Hymenoptera, Colletidae. Gene Ontology annotation, biological process: proteolysis; protein localization to cell surface; attachment of GPI anchor to protein.